AACCAGAAGGACAACAGUCCAGUCGCUCGCGGUCCCCGGGACUCCGUCCCGAAAACCUCUCCUCGCCCUCGCUGCCUCCUCGCGCCGGCCAGGGGCAACGCAGACUCCUCCCCUUCCCUCUUUUUCCCACCCUCCCCCGUAACCGCCGCCGACGCCGCAGCAGCAGCGCCACCUUCCCUCCUUCCUUUUCCCGGUUCCUGCUGCCCCCGAGCCUGAGAGGCACCUGCACCUCCCCGCCACGGCGAGAGAAGGGCAAGGCCGGAGUCGGCCGCAGUAGCUCCUCCAAGCGCGCGUACAGUGGAAAGGAUUAUGUGUGCAUAAUACAUGAGGGUGGAAGGCUCUCACAACGCGCACGCAUCUGCCGUUCCUUGCGAAGGAGUGUUAAUGCGAUGUGAAGAUUGGGGAGAGGUGAGAACCAAGGCUCCGCAAUUUGGCUGCUCCUCCAGCCCGAAAAACAGAAGACGAUUAGCAGCCUGAUCCUUUUCCAAUGAGGAACCAUCCUCCGCAGACGAGAUUUAUUAUCAUGAUGCCAUGCACAAAUAAAACAGUGUAUAACUUGUGAUGAGGAAAUAUGAAAAAGGUGGAACAUUUUCUUGGUCCAGAUUGUUGUCAUAUCCCAGGAUCACGCAGUGUUAAACAAGGACCUCAUGUGAUUGUGAUGUGGGAAGAGGCAGAAGUCCCAGGCAAGGAGGCUGGCAGAAGCACUUUAAACAGUAAAUGGUGCUCAUAGAAGAUCUACUGAGAUUUUGCUGUAAUAGCUACCAGUGAAAAACACUUUGCGAAUGGGAUGAAUACGCAAAGAGUGACUGCCUGCAGCAGCUUCAUAACUCACAGUAACUAAGUGGAGCACUUAACUAAGGAUGUUUUCAUUUCUACUUUACCCCAUUUGACUUGGCUUGCCUUGAUUGGGGGAAGACAUUCAAAGUGGAGUACCAUAAACUUGAUAUGGAUAAAAAAAAAGACAAAGACAAACUGGAUGAUAGAAUGGCAAGGCCUAGUGGACGCUCAAGUCACAAUCCACGAGGUAGCUCAUCAAAUUCUGGUGUGUUAAUGGUUGGACCUAACUUCAGAGUUGGAAAGAAAAUUGGUUGUGGCAAUUUUGGGGAGCUACGAUUAGGAAAAAAUUUGUAUACUAAUGAAUAUGUGGCAAUUAAACUGGAACCAAUGAAGUCAAGAGCACCACAACUGCACUUGGAAUACAGAUUCUACAAACAGCUAGGGUCUGGAGAUGGAAUACCUCAGGUUUAUUAUUUUGGCCCUUGUGGCAAAUACAAUGCCAUGGUGCUGGAACUACUGGGACCUAGUUUGGAAGAUUUAUUUGAUUUGUGUGAUAGGACUUUUUCCCUGAAAACUGUACUUAUGAUAGCCAUACAACUGAUUUCACGAAUGGAAUAUGUUCAUUCAAAGAACUUAAUAUAUAGAGAUGUAAAACCUGAAAACUUCUUAAUAGGACGACCAGGAAACAAAACUCAACAAAUUAUUCAUAUUAUAGAUUUUGGUUUGGCAAAAGAAUAUAUAGAUCCAGAAACAAAGAAGCACAUACCAUAUCGAGAACACAAAAGCCUUACAGGAACUGCUAGAUACAUGAGUAUAAAUACACAUUUAGGAAAAGAGCAAAGUAGAAGAGAUGAUUUGGAAGCUUUAGGUCAUAUGUUCAUGUAUUUUUUAAGAGGCAGCCUUCCCUGGCAAGGCUUAAAGGCCGAUACAUUGAAAGAACGGUAUCAGAAAAUUGGAGAUACCAAGAGAGCAACUCCUAUUGAAGUACUAUGUGAAAACUUCCCAGAAGAAAUGGCUACCUACCUUCGUUAUGUGAGAAGGCUAGAUUUCUUUGAAAAACCAGAUUACGACUACUUAAGAAAGCUCUUUACAGACUUAUUUGAUCGGAAGGGUUAUAUGUUUGAUUAUGAAUAUGACUGGAUUGGUAAACAACUGCCUACUCCAGUGGGUUCCAUUCAUUCAGAUCCUGCGAUAACUUCCAAUAGAGAAGCACAUCCACACAGAGAUAAGAUGCAGCAGUCCAAAAAUCAGUCAACAGACCACAGGGCAGCUUGGGACCCCCAUCAGGCCAAUCCCCAUCACUUGAGAGCUCACCUGGCAGCAGACAGACAUGGUGGCUCGGUACAGGUUGUAAGCUCAACAAAUGGAGAACUCAACACUGAUGAUCCUACUGCUGGUCGUUCAAAUGCACCCAUCACAGCCCCUACUGAAGUAGAAGUUAUGGAUGAAACCAACUGCCAGAAAGUGUUGAACAUGUGGUGCUGCUGCUUCUUCAAGCGAAGGAAAAGGAAAACCAUUCAACGUCACAAAUGACUUUGGAGGAAAGCAGACGGUGUGGAAUUACUCACUUACUCUUCUGCUGUAUCAUGAUAAGUCAUCUCUAGUUACCACUCAUUUUUCCAGCAUCAUCUUUAAGUGAGAAGGUUCUCAUACUUGCUUUAAUUUUGUGAUUCAACAUAUUUUUAAUUUGGAUCAUCUCUCCUGGGAGCUUUAAUGCUGUGUCAACAUAAGUACCUUUUUGAACACCAAGAUACAAAAAAAAUGUUUUUUUUCCUCAGAAAAUUUGACUUAGAAAACAUUAGCAGUGAUUAGCUGAAGACCAGAUAUUUUAUAAAACUGGUAUUUGCUAAGGUUGGGAGGAUGCCAUAUGGAAAAUGAUUAAAAGAAGGAGCACUGGAAAUUAAGCUAUUAUUGUCCAAGUAUUUAAAAUAUCUUGCUUUAAGAUUUCCUUUCUCAGUAAUAGAGGGUUUUUAAAACUUUUUUUCCCCAGUUGUUGCUCUGGUGGUACUACAUUUGCAAACUUGCCACUUAAUAUUAUUACAAAUAUGGUAGAGUCACUACCUGGUGGUACUAAGACAGAAGCUGGAUGAAUCAUUUGAAGACAAGCCUAAAUGCUGUGCUUUCUAAGAGGAAGUGUAUCAGUGUUUGUUAAAUCUGGGCUUUCAAAUCUGCUUUUGUUGUACCUCUAGUUGAGAUGCGGUGUAGUUAAAGUGGCAAUAGUGCUUGUACUGAAAUGCAAAUAUUUGUAUAAUGCAAGUUGUGCUUCCAGUUAUAUAUGACAUCAAUGCUGAAACAUCAACUGAAAGUUGCUUAAGGAUUAUAAAGCCACACUCUUAGGAAGUAACUGCAAACAUGUAGAGUGGAAAAUCACAAAACCUUAAUCAAAAAUUAUUGCUGAAUGACAGUUUUAAAAAUAAAGGUCUGGAUGUGCCAAGUAACAAACUGAGGUAUGCAUAUUAUAGAUUUAAGAAAGGAAAAAUGGAAGUGGGUUAAACACAAUCCUUUCUUCAAUGAAUGUUAGCCUGUGGUUUAUGAUUGCCAGUGGGGGUUUCUAGAACAUUCUUACAUUUCAGCAAAAUACUGCAUCACUAAAAUACAGCUGAUUGGAUUGAUUAGGUACUUUCCCGAUAAUUCCUUAAAGUGCCUGUGUUAUGAAAUAACAGUUUAUUAGAAAAGGCAGUUCUUUCUCUUCCUCCUUCUCCCUUCAGUUGCUUUGUUUAAAGCCAUAAUGAUAGAAGCGUAUGUUUAUCAUGUUAAGCUGCCAGUAUCAUAAGGAUUUGAGUAAAGGAAAUAAAAUGGCUAGACAGAUUUGUUGACCAAAACUCAAAUUAUGUGUCUUCUUAUAAAAAGGGUUUCCUAGAGCUAACUUUUGUCUAUCAGUGCAUGCCUUUGGGCAUAAUUAUUUAUUUUUAAUAUCUUAUGGUAACAUUCAAAAUGUGUAUUAAUUGAUAAAUGCACACCAGUUGAAUUCAUUAUUGCAUUUACAGGGAUUGUUUUAUAAUUUAUUUUUUUUAACUGCCAAACUGCAGUGUGUUAUCUAGGCGCACAUAUAAACACAUUGUUCAAAUCUGGCUAUUGUUAAUCACUGUUGCUGUUAAUAAGUGUAAUAAAUUCUUAAUUUACCAACUUUAUCUGACCAAUAAAAGCAUAAACUAAAUGAUUUGGUAAAAAAGUUCCACUUGACCAUUUCAGCUGAUUAUACUUUAAGCACUAAAAGAGGCUGAUUUUUUUAAAAGGAAGAAGGUAGGUGGUUAACACCUUCUUUGCAGUAUUUGACCAAAUUUCUUUUCUCUAUUAUAUUUGUAAAUACUCGCAAUAUAUUUCUUAUCAUACACCUAGCCAUUUCAAGGGUUUUUUUUUGCCCUGUACAGUGUUUAUAUGAUCUGAAUUCCUUACACAUAACACUGUGUAUAUUAAUCCAGUUACGAUGAAGAUUAAAUCAAUGUAAAGCUUGUUCGUUUACUGCAAAGACUGGAAUCUAGACAUUGCUGUUUAGCAAUAUUUUAAGUACAACAUUUUAAUGCUAAGGAGAAUAUUCUCACACACGACUUGGUCAGUAGAAAGUUACACAGUUGUGUUCAGGUUAAAUCAACAAUGUCUGCAUUUAUAUGCUUUUUCCCGGUCUAAACUAAUAAAAUCAACAUUGCCUGAAUGUAUGAAUAAUAAAACACAUCCCUGUUUAAAAAUAUGUAAUGAAUGAAGAAAAAAAAAUAAAGGUAGUUUUUUUUAACUCUUGCUUUCAUUUUUUUGUAAGCACUGAACUAAUGUAUCUAAGUGAUAAGAAAGUGGAUACUUGCAGACGGCUUUAUAUAUUGUUUUCAUUUAAUGACUAUACCAGAUAUAGACAUUUAACUUUAUUACAUGCUUUCUAACGUUGAGUAUCUAUGCUUGGAAUAAUUGGGAAGAAGAAGGUAUGAUGUGAUCCUAGUAUUAAAAUCCAUCUUAAACUAGUUUGAAAUUCUGAAAAUGAGAAGAAUUAUAGAGAUGUCCAGCCAAAGAGAAGUAGAUCUGCAGGGGUCAAAGCCUCCUCAUCUUCAGGAAUUCCUCUUUUUCAAGCACCCAAGAAAGGAGAGAGAUGGAUGGCAAGGUGAAAAGAUAAAAUGUCACCAGCAUACUUUAGAUUAAUGGUAUGUAAAAAUGUAUGACGCUCAAGAUACCUUUUUAAGUGUAUGACUUGAAACAAUAUUCAUGUAUUCCAAGAGUUUGUUUCAAGGUCAGAAGAAAAUACGCUGUUCCAAACUGAGAAUGAAACUUAGCCAUUAUGAGCAGCAAAUUUCAAAUGUUAUGGUCACAGAAAACUGAAAUGAACCAUUCCAACCUUGAAAUAGAUUGAUGCAAGGCUUCCAUGCUUGAAACCACACAAAAUUGCCAGACAAAUGUACAUUUUGAUCUGACAUUCAUGAAGCACAUUGGAGUGAAUUCAUUGUUCUUGUUUCUUUGCUUAACUCAGUUCCAUGGCUAUUUGUACUGGCAGGUUGCAAGACUUAUAUUUUUUUUAAAGAGCUGAAUCUAGUGAGGCAGCAACUAGCAGUUCUCAGACUAGAAAAGAUGUAGCCUAAGGCCCCAAGCAAACUGCCAAGUUUACGUUCAUUGGUAGAAGGAAAAAGUCUUGAGUUUAAUUUCUGGAACUUAGAAAAGACUUUGCGUGAAAGGGCCAAAUCAUCUGUAUAUUAUUCUUAUCUGCAAUUAAGCUGCUAAUCUAGCCAUGCCUAAGAAUAAUCUGCCAAGUAAAUAUGUUCCUUAUAUACUGAAUUACUGCUUUCAUUGAUCAGUAUGGGAAUUGGGAUGAAAAAUCCCCUUUGCUUAUUUUUUAAAAUAAGAUGGUAUAUACAUAUUUUAUGUAAGACUAUCAUGCUAUCCUCUUU
Molecule: messenger RNA, 5642 nt
Organism: Ahaetulla prasina
Lineage: Eukaryota; Metazoa; Chordata; Lepidosauria; Squamata; Colubridae
Gene: CSNK1G3
Product: casein kinase 1 gamma 3
Exons: 17
Coding region: 946-2310 (454 amino acids)
Biological process (GO): signal transduction; endocytosis; peptidyl-serine phosphorylation
Cellular component (GO): plasma membrane; nucleus; cytoplasm
Molecular function (GO): protein serine/threonine kinase activity; ATP binding
Source: RefSeq, a predicted model, not a curated record